Molecule: messenger RNA, 1864 nt
Organism: Hyalella azteca
Lineage: Eukaryota; Metazoa; Arthropoda; Malacostraca; Amphipoda; Hyalellidae
Exons: 3
Coding region: 206-1351 (381 amino acids)
Biological process (GO): anterior/posterior pattern specification; regulation of neurogenesis; regulation of transcription by RNA polymerase II
Cellular component (GO): nucleus
Molecular function (GO): RNA polymerase II cis-regulatory region sequence-specific DNA binding; protein dimerization activity; DNA-binding transcription factor activity, RNA polymerase II-specific
Source: RefSeq, a predicted model, not a curated record
UCACUGCACUCGCGUGCACUUGUCCAUUCCUCCACCGGCUGCCUUCCGCACAGCAUCUCCACUUGUAACUCGCUCGUGUACUUCUGUGAUCAACUCUGAACUUGCCUAUGUGAUCAGAGGAAACAUUUUGUGUGAAUAAAGUGUAUUAUUACUGAUCAAAUUGAUCAGCAAGUAUUAAAUUUGAAGUUGUGGUAUAAACUCAACAAUGAAGCCAAAUGGGUGGCAAGAAAGCAGUGGAGAAAAUAUGGAUUCAAAACAAUUGAAACGACAGAGAAGGAGUAACAAACCAGCGAUGGAGCGACGAAGACGGGAAAGAAUCAACGGAUGUCUGGAACAGCUGAAAAACCACGUGCUCGUUGCCGAAGGCAAAGACCCAGCCCGAUAUACCAAGGUGGAAAAAGCUGAUAUUCUGGAAAUGACGGUACGGUUUCUGACGGGGAGCAACCGUAGAAACGGCAACCCGCGAAAUACGCCAGGCUCUUCCAAGGAGUACGAGAGCGGCUACGAGGCUUGUAUGAACAACAUCAGACAAAUGCUCAGCUCCAAUGAGACGAUCCUUCCUGAAACUAGAGAGAGCAUAUUGAAGUGUCUUCAAGUAAAUCCUGCUAAUAAAAACACAGGUGAACCCACCACCCAUGACACCUGCUGCUCGACUAGCCCUGCCAACUGCAUCACCAUUCACAGCAGAUUGCCGGGUGGGGUACAUCGAGCAAAACUUGCCAUAAAAUGCUCCUCUCGUGCACACCAGCAAACAGUAUAUAUUCCACCCAGUAAUACUUGGUCACCUCCUGUUGAUGCCUCACCAAACAUGGUUGGUCUUUGCUCACCGCCAUCAACCCCAGAAUCUUUCAGGGCUCAAAGCCCUGCUUCGUUUAACUCCAGCCUUGUGUCCACAGUGCUACAGCCUCACGAUCCAAAUACUGGCAAAGUUUCAAAAAAUUUCGCAAAUAGAAACUAUUCUGUAAUACCUUUAGAAAACGUCCGAAAUAACAAUCCCAACCCAUCCAAACAAUAUCCCAUGAUCAUCUACUCAGCAGGAGAAACAAUUCGCUCGCCAUCCCCUCUAUCAGACGACCUUAAAAUUCGAUUGACCGAUCCUUGCGCUGUUACAAAUAACAUUUUGACUUCUUACCAACCGACAAGCUUUUACCCGGAACCUCAAUCGGUCCCAUUGAAUUUGAGUGCCCCGAAACCUAAGAUCAAGAAGGAAGAGGAAGUGGUCGCUCGCCCUCAAUACUUUGAGCGAAACUCAGCCGAGCGCGACGGCACACUUGUAGGUCCCGUGCUGCUGUCUCAGCAGGAGCUUCACAUGAUGGAAACCGGGGAGCACUGGAGACCCUGGUUCAAUUAGACUUUUUCAGAGGUCCUUCGUUUAUUGUAUUAAACAUUUUUCUUCUUCAGGCACUAUUAAGAUUUUUAUUACACAUAGUAGGACUUUUUUGUAUGCGAUUAAUUUGAAAUGACAGAAGAGUCAACCAACCAAAUAUUUAGUCGUUUUAGAAGUAAUUCUCGAGUCCUGCUGUCUUGUCAACUAAAGUAGGACAUCUUUCAUAUAUAAGCUAUGAUCUAAGAUCUCCUGAAACAGACGAGCAUUACUAAAGUAGAGCGUCAUGUUUUUAGUCAAUAUUUUUCCAAUUUAUUCAAUGGCAAGCAUUAUGAGCUAAUUAUGUGAAGCACAAUUCAGUUCAAUUCGUAACUGAAUCUUGGCAUCCGACUUAGUCUAAAUGAAAGUUAGUCGAUAUUGGCAUUUUAGACCGUUACGUCAUCUUAAUGGUUUUAGGGUUCUGCUCAAUUAACUUUUUACGCGAUUAAGAUGGACAGGAACUUUAAAAAUAAUUUAAGAUGGACAAAAAUUUUGAAAAUA